AUGGAAAAGUCAUCUCCGACGACCGAACCAACUGUACGAGGGACCCUUCCCGCAGCAGCAGAAGAACAGCACCAAGAACACGAAGAAGAACCAGCGCAAUUUAAUAAUGCCAAUUUCACUCCAAAGAAAACAUGGCGCUUCUGGGCCGUGUUCCCAGCACUAUGCGCGACAACUUUCCUCUCGGCCCUCGAUACAUCCAUUCUCUCAACCGCUCUUCCCACAAUCGCCCUUGACAUUGGUGCUGGCGAAUCGUACAUGUGGAUUACGAACUCAUACAUCCUAUCAUCGACCGUUGUCCUACCAUUGUUCGGUCAGACGGCAAAUAUCUUCGGUCGGCGAUGGAUGCUGAUCAUCUCGGUUGUCAUAUUUGCCUUAGGGAGUGGCAUGGCUGGUGGUGCGAAGAACAUCGGACUUCUUAUUGCGGGACGAACAAUCCAAGGCAUCGGUGGCGGUGGUAUCAAUACCCUCGUGGAUAUCGUCAUUUGUGACCUGGUCCCCCUCCGCCAGCGAGGUAAAUAUGUCGCGCUCAUGGCAGCCGUGUGGGCAGUUGGAACGGUGAUAGGCCCCGUUCUGGGCGGCGUUUUCGCCCAGUAUGUCUCAUGGCGUUGGGUCUUCUACAUAAACCUGCCACUUUGUGCAGCGUCACUUCUAUUGUUAGUCCUGUUCCUUCGAGUCACACACCCGCCCAGCAGUGGUACCGUGUGGCUCCAGCUAAAGCGCGUGGACCUCGUUGGGAAUUCCAUCCUUACAGCUGCCGUUAUCUCAAUUUUGCUCGCCCUCACUUGGGCUGGAACAACAUACACUUGGUCUUCGUGGCGAGUUCUCUUACCUCUUAUCCUAGGGCUCGGGGGGCUCUUUCUUUUUUACGGCCAUCAAAUGUCACGGUUUUGUGCUGAGCCCUCGAUUCCGCUCCAGUUGUUCUCAAGCGGAACUGGGACAUGCGCACUGUGGAUUGCUUUUCUUCAGUCUGUCCUGCUGUACUGGGUCGGAUAUUUCCUGCCAGUCUACUUCCAGGCUAUCCGUAGCUCGACUGCCACAGAAUCCGGGCUAUACGUGCUUCCUAUUACUGCCGCAAUUGCGCCUUUCGGAAUCAUCACAGGAGUGAUCAUCGCCAUGACUGGCAAAUACCGCGUCUUCCACUUCCUGGGCUAUAUAUUCCUUACUCUUGCGAGUGGCCUCUUUUCGCUCCUAGGUGACCACUCACCUGCUCGCGACUGGGCUGGCUUCCAGAUUCUGUUCGGGGCUGGUUCUGGUAUGAUUUUCUCUAGCACCCUACCUCCGAUUCAGGCAUCGCUGCCCGAGUCUGACGUGGCCACCGCAACCUCCACCUGGGCAUUUAUGCGCAGCUUUGGUUGUAUAUGGGGUAUUGUUGUCCCAACCACCAUCUUCAAUACACGUGUCCAGGAGCUGCUGUAUCGUGUCAGUGAUGUGUCUCUGCGUGCAAAGCUUGCCAAUGGCGGUGCAUAUGCCAUGGCCAGUGAAGGGUUGAUGCGUACUUUGCACAAUACCCCGAACCUUAUGGCGGAAGUGCUCAGUGUUUAUCAAGAUAGUUUGAAAUGGGUUUGGUGGAUUUCGAUUCCGUUUGGUGGUAUCGGGUUGCUUCUUUGUAUACCCAUUAAGCAGCUGGAGCUCACGGAGGAUUUGCACACAGAGUUUGGAUUACCCAGCAUUGCAAUAAGUAGGGAAGGGUGA
Messenger RNA from Penicillium roqueforti, 1692 nucleotides. RefSeq lists its product as uncharacterized. Gene Ontology annotation, biological process: transmembrane transport. The record is from RefSeq and is a predicted model, not a curated record. Lineage: Eukaryota; Fungi; Ascomycota; Eurotiomycetes; Eurotiales; Aspergillaceae. Gene Ontology annotation, molecular function: transmembrane transporter activity. The transcript has a single exon. Bases 1 to 1692 code for a protein of 563 amino acids.